This is a messenger RNA of Triticum turgidum subsp. durum (durum wheat), 1497 nucleotides long. Lineage: Eukaryota; Viridiplantae; Streptophyta; Magnoliopsida; Poales; Poaceae. The record is from the annotation of a GenBank genome assembly.
AUGGCAGGAGCAGGAGUCGGCGGCCGCAAGGCUCGCAACUUCGCGACCUUUCGCCUAUUCCCCCGCGACGGUGCCGCCGACCCCAACGACCGCGUCUUCGUCCGCGUCGACAACAACGCCUACACCAUCCCCGGCUUCGGCGACGACGAAGACCCUUCCCUCUCCCCCGCCGCCGCCACCGACCAAUUCCCUUCCUCCACCUCUGGCCCCCUCCCCGACCACGUCCGCCAGCAGAUCCUUGAGCUCGGCCUCCCCGACGAUGGCUACAACUACCUUCUCCAUCUCCGUGAGCUGCGGCCCUCCGCUGUGGCCUCCUCCUUCGUACCCAGCCAUACCGCCCGCCCGGAGCAACUCCCCCUGGACGUGAAGGCCUAUGAUGCAAGCAAGGUGCGGGUUGCUUCUGGCAAGGCCGAGGAAGAGUUGGACGAGGGGAGGACCAUGUGUAAGGUGGCCGCAAAGACGGCACCGGUGAGGCGAGUUGAGAAGGCCGUCGACCCUGACGUUGCAAGGUUGCUCGAUGAGAGCGAGGAUGAGGGUUUGGAGGAGGAUUUCGUCAUCAUGGCAAACCAAGCCGAAGGGGAUGACAUGGAGGAUGAAAGUGAGGAAGAGGGUGGUGGUGUGUUCAGUGAUGUGGAAAAUGAUGAGGAGUUCAACAAUGAAGAGGAUGAGCCCAAGCCGAGGGUGCCACGAUUGCUGGAUGAACAAUUUGAUUUGCUUGCUCUGGAAGAAUAUGGAGCUAGUGAUGAUGAUGAUGGAGCUGUUAGAGAUGGGGAACAUGAACUCCCAACAGAGGUUAUAGAUGAAUUGAAGUUGUUCCACAAUCAAAAUGUAUGUGUUGAUGAAGAAUAUAGAACACCAGCAGAUUUUGUUCGUGGAAAACUUGACUCAACCACCGCUGAGGAGGUGGAUGAAUCUGCUAAUGUGAUCCAAAAGUGUGCUGAAUAUGCUGAAAGGUAUUUAAAUGAAACUGCAGAAGAUGAAGAGGUCUUGCUUGUUUCAGAAAGCAGUGAUGAAUCUGAAGUUUGGGACUGUGAGACCAUUGUUUCCACGUACUCUAACUUGGACAAUCACCCUGGCAAAAUUCAAACUCCAGGAAAUCCUAGAAACCGUCUUCCCAAAGUUUUCCCUGGGGAAACAGCAACAACGAAAGAUAUCAUCAAGCUUCAUGGUAAAGAGAAACUUCCUGUAGAUUACCUGCCACAGAGGAAAAGAAAAGUUGAAAAGGAGAAGAAAGCAAAGCCCACAGAAGCUUCAGAUGCUGAAUAUUAUUUUGAAAAGGUAGUAGUCCAGAAGGAAACAAAAGAUGAAAAGAAAGCUAGAAAGUCCGCGGUAAAAGAAGAGAAGAGAGAAGCCCGGAAAGCAAAGAAAGAGCUCAAAGAACUGUAUAAAUUUGAAACACAGAAGGCUCAGAAAGUUGCUGCUGUUACAGGGCCAUCUUCCAUACGGCUAAUCAUAUGUAACAUGUUUCCUACAUCUGCUGAACGGUUGAAGCCUUGA